Molecule: messenger RNA, 858 nt
Organism: Anopheles marshallii
Lineage: Eukaryota; Metazoa; Arthropoda; Insecta; Diptera; Culicidae
Exons: 2
Coding region: 1-858 (285 amino acids)
Source: RefSeq, a predicted model, not a curated record
AUGCAACGUUACGUCGCGCUGGUAGCAUUCCUCGCGGUUGCAGUGACUGCCGAGGCACCGUACCCUGCAUCCGGAUGGCGUCCGGAAGGAGCUCAAUUUCGUCUGCCGACAGAAUACGGCGCACCGUUGCUUUUGCUCCAACCUCAACGUGUUAAUGUUCAAAUAACACGCGAAAAUGUACAAUUUGCUGGACGUCAAGUUGCUCAGGAACAGCCAACUACUACCGUUGAGCCAGUGACGCAACCAAGCCCGGUAACAUCCUCCACGACCGAACAGGAGCAAUUGGAUCCGCUGAAGGUGCAAGGACUGCCAUCCGAUCAACGAAAGGACUUCCAGCAGCGUGCGAAUCUUCGACAGCAAGUUGUUAACCGUCCGUUGACCGCCAACUUCGCCCAACGUCCUUUGUUACCGGUCAGUGGACAACUUCGGGCUCUUCCAGCAGUACGGGCCAAUGUUUUCCAGCAACAGCUAGUACAACCUCAACCCCAGGUUCAGCCACAAGCUGCACCAGCUGAAACAUACGGUCCACCAGAGCAGGAAGAGGAGCAACAGCAGCCGGAAGAGCAACCAGCUACGACCGAACAACCGCAAGUACCGCAGGACGAAAAUGAGGAUGAUUACGAUGAAGAUGGUGGACGCACAGUAGUUGCUGUGUCCAACUCGUUCUCGGGACAAUACUACAUACUGUCUCCAGACAACACAUUGCAGCGCGUCGUCUUCAGUACCAUGGUCACAGACGAAGAUCGCCAGGUGAAUGGUUUUUCUGCACAGUUGAAGUACUCCCCGGUGGAUCCAAUUCGCGAUCCAGUUUACAUGUACGAUGAACAGGGACAGUUGGUUCGUAUCUACAAGAAGUGA